CCUUCGCGAAAAACUGUCAUUAUGAAGUACGUCGCCCUACUCAGCGGCGGCAAGGACAGCUGUUUCAAUCUGCUACACUGUGCAAAAAAUGGCCAUGAACUGGUCGCAGCCGCAUCUCUUGGUCCUAAGCCCGGAAAAGAGGAACUCGACUCAUAUCUGUACCAGACAGUGGGGCAGGAUGCCAUUGAGCUCGUUGCACGCGCUCUGGACGUACCGUUGUACCGCAGGGUUAUCCGCGGAAGUGCCGUGGAACAGGGAGCUGAGUAUGGCGGCCGCAGUUCGAGAGGUGGUGUGGACGGCGAUGAAACCGAGGAUCUGUACGAGUUACUGGCUUCCGUCAAGUCCCAUCAUCCCGAUAUAAGAGGCGUAUCGGUAGGCGCAAUUCUAUCUAAUUAUCAGAGGGUAAGGGUAGAACAUGUAUGCCGUCGCCUGUCUCUUAUCGCGCUCUGUUAUCUAUGGCAAAGACCCCAAGACGAACUUUUAUCGGAGAUGAUUAACGCGAAGAUGAAUGCCGUUCUGAUUAAGGUUGCUGGUAUUGGACUUGCCAAGGAACACCUAGGGAAAUCGCUGAGCGAGAUGAAGCCUCUACUAUUCAAGCUUAACGAAAAAUACGGAUCUCACAUAUGCGGUGAGGGGGGCGAAUAUGAGAGUUUGACAUUGGACUGCCCCCUUUUCAAGAGCCGCAUCUCGCUAUUGGAAACUGAAGUUGUCAUACAUUCGGACAAUGAUUUUGCAACCGUCGCGUAUCUAAGAGUAAAAAAUGCUAUCCUCCUGCCAAAGGAUCCGACAAUGCUGGAUGUACUGGUACCUCCACUAUUGAUAAGCCCUGUCUACGACGACAUCUUGCACACUAUCACGUCCAAAGAAUUAUCAUCGUCACGUUUGAUAUCCUCUGGUGAACCAAUAGUUUACAAGGCACAUUGCGAACUUGGCAUUUUGUCCACGCGAAAGGGUCCUUGGAUAACCGUGAGCAAUGUACAAAGCCAGAAUCAGGACAAUACGACUAUCGAGGAAGAGGUUACAGAAUGUUUCAACCUGCUUCGAGACCAACUUGCACGACAUUCUUUGCAAUUACAUCAGUGUACAAAUAUUAACAUUUUCGUUUCAUCCAUCGACCUUUUUGCUCGAAUUAAUGGGGUGUACGCGACAUUUUUCGGCACCAGCCCGCCGGCUAGAGCAUGCGUCGCUGUAGACCUUCCUCAUCCCAGACGCGUCAAGAUAGACUGUAUUGCCUUCGCGGACAAGUCUUUAGUAGACCGACAAGCUUUACAUGUCCAAAGUCUUAGCUAUUGGGCACCCGCAAAUAUAGGUCCAUAUUCCCAGGCUAUCAUUUCUGAUGAAAGGGUGUUCAUAUCAGGGCAGAUUGGACUCAUUCCCUCAAGUCUAUCCAUGCCUUCCCCGCCUUCUUUAGCCCUGGAGACUCUGCUUUCCAUGCAACAUGCUGAUCGUAUCGUUACUGCUCUCAAAGAAAAUUCUAACUGGGUGGGACAUUGCCAAGCAACCAUCUUUUGGCUAGCUGACGCCAACUACCUUGAUUUGGUUGCAAUUGCUCAUGAACUGUACGAAAAACGCAUAGGCUCCGAAAGUCCUACGAUAUACGCGGCGAUCAAGUCUAUCCCGAAAGAUGCCCUCGUGGAGAAGCAGGUCCUAUUUCACACCGGUCGAUGCUUGGUGCGCGAUGAGUAUGAUGAUGAAAUGGUUUACGAGAAUCAAACACCGAAGUUCAUUACUGGUGGCGUGAACUUUACCACAGGUGACUCGGUUUACUGGGAAAUCUCUCGGUUCAAAGACAGCCAUUCGUCCUGUGUCGUGAUCGGUGUCCGCGGAAGAGCGAAUGAAGCCGUGGCCGAGGCACUGAAAAACGAGUCUUCCUUGGCCUUCUGUUGGUCCCGUAUUCUCUCAAUACGCUUGUUCUAUGUCCAUUCACGGGACACUCCCGCGGAUUCAUUGCUGCAGGGCCUUUUUGGGUCAAUAGGGUUGCCCCCAGUGACGAGCAUCCCAUGUCGAUUCCUAUCAUCUAGACGAAGAGAUGAUUGCGAUUUCGUACUUUGUUUACUUACCGCAUAGACAAGUCAAGAAGGUCACGCCACAUUAGGCGAUCGCUCAACUGUAUAGCAAAUUGAUCAGUACUUCUAAUUUAUUCAAUAAUGGAAACCUGAAUUCCAAGGCGGGGCCCCACAAAGCUAGUAAGUAACCAAUACGAUUUUACAAUCCAAGCGCGUCAUGUCCGAGAAUCCACGAAGUUUAUAAAAGAUCACGCA
This is a messenger RNA of Desarmillaria tabescens, 2261 nucleotides long. RefSeq lists its product as uncharacterized. The record is from RefSeq and is a predicted model, not a curated record. The coding region runs from base 22 to 2067 and encodes 681 amino acids. The transcript has 12 exons. Gene Ontology annotation, biological process: protein histidyl modification to diphthamide. Gene Ontology annotation, molecular function: diphthine-ammonia ligase activity. NCBI's taxonomy places the organism in Eukaryota, Fungi, Basidiomycota, Agaricomycetes, Agaricales, Physalacriaceae.